UCGCUGCCGAUGAGGCGGUGCGCGUGGCCGCUGCUGCGGCUCCCGGCGCGCGCCGGGCUCGCUCUCCGUCCCGGCGGGGCCGCUGCUCCCCCCCGGCUGCGCCCCGCGGCCCUCGCCGCCUCCUCCUCAUCCUCCUCCUUCUCCUCUUCCUCGGUCGGCGGCGACGGCAGCAGCCCACGCGCCCCCGAUACCUCUCUCUUCGUGCCCGUGCCGCUGAAACCCGUCGGUGACGCGGCGGAGGAAGAUGUCGGCGCCGAACUCACGCAGCCCCUGGAUAAGGGUGAAGUUCUAAAAAACUUAAAUAAGUUCUACAAAAGAAAAGAAAUUCAGAGGCUAGGAGCAGAAAAUGGAUUAGAUGCUCGCCUGUUUCACCAAGCAUUUAUAAGCUUUAGGAAGUAUAUCAUGGAAUCCAGUUCUGUGAGUGCUGAUUUGCAUAUUAUUCUCAAUGAUAUAUGCUGUGAUGCAGGUCACGUGGAUGAUCUCUUCCCGUUUUUCCUGAGGCAUGCAAAGCAGAUCUUUCCGAUGCUGGACUGUAUGGAUGAUCUGCGCAAGAUCAGUGAUUUAAGAUUGCCCCCCAACUGGUAUCCAGAUGCCAGGGCUAUUCAGAGAAAGAUAAUAUUCCAUGCUGGUCCUACAAACAGUGGAAAAACUUACCAUGCUAUCCAGAGAUUUUUGUCAGCAAAAUCUGGAAUAUACUGUGGUCCCCUAAAACUUCUGGCUCAUGAGAUCUUCCAAAAGAGUAAUGAUGCUAAUGUGCCAUGUGACUUGCUGACAGGAGAAGAGCGUGUGUAUGCCAAUGAAGAUGCCAGACAGGCUCCUCAUAUUGCUUGUACCAUUGAAAUGUGCAGCACUAAUACUCCUUAUGAAGUGGCUGUGAUUGAUGAAAUCCAGAUGAUCAGAGAUCCUGCCAGAGGGUGGGCUUGGACAAGAGCCCUUCUAGGACUUUGUGCAGAAGAAAUCCACGUUUGUGGAGAACCUGCUGCUAUUGACUUGGUGACAGAGCUUAUGUACACUACAGGGGAGGAAGUUGAAGUCCGAAACUAUAAGAGACUCACUCCUCUGACUGUGCUGGAUUAUGCCUUAGAAUCUUUAGAUAAUCUCCAGCCUGGGGACUGCAUUGUCUGUUUCAGUAAGAAUGACAUUUACUCUGUCAGUCGACAGAUUGAAGCCAGAGGAUUAGAAUGUGCUGUCAUAUAUGGCAGCCUGCCACCAGGAACAAAACUUGAACAGGCAAAGAAAUUCAAUGAUCCUGAUGAUCCAUGUAAAAUUUUAGUUGCUACUGAUGCAAUUGGAAUGGGACUCAAUUUGUGUAUAAAAAGAAUAAUUUUUAACUCUAUAGUAAAGCCAACUGUCAAUGAGAAGGGGGAAAAGGAAAUUGACUCCAUCACAACCUCUCAGGCUCUACAAAUCGCAGGCAGAGCUGGGCGUUAUGGUUCAUCCUUCAAACAAGGAGAAGUCACUACAAUGCAUCGUGAUGACCUUGUGCAGCUGAAGGAAAUUUUGAAUGACUCUGUGCCACCUGUGAAGGCAGCUGGCCUACAUCCUACUCCUGAGCAGAUAGAAAUGUUUGCUUACCAUCUCCCUGAUGCCACUCUAUCCAAUCUAAUUGAUAUUUUUGUGAGUCUCUCACAAGUCGAUGGGCUUUAUUUUGUCUGCAAUAUUGAUGACUUUAAGUUUCUAGCAGAUAUGAUUCAGCACAUUCCACUAAAUCUGCGAUCACGAUAUGUCUUCUGCACUGCACCUUUGAACAGAAAAGAGCCUUUUGUGUGUACCACACUGUUGAAGUUUGCAAGACAGUUCAGUAGAAAUGAGCCUCUGACCUUUGACUGGCUCUGCAGGCACACCAAGUGGCCCUUAGCUGCUCCAAAGAACAUCAAAGAACUCGUGCACCUUGAAGCUGUUCAUGACGUUUUUGACCUGUAUCUGUGGUUAAGUUACCGCUUCAUGGAUAUGUUUCCUGAUGCUGUCCUUGUAAGGGAUAUUCAGAAAAAACUCGAUGACAUUAUACAAAUUGGUGUCUGCAACAUCACAAGGCUGAUCCGAGCUUCACAGUCUGCAGCUGCUCCUGGCACAGCAGAAGUUGUGUCAGAAGACUUUCCUCUUUCAAGGACUAAGAGGGAUGCCAGGGUGGUUUCGGACCGUCAUGGUGCAAGAUCCACAGAGGCACUCUCAAUUGCAGUGGGGGUUCCAGGAGAAAGAAGAGUGAAGAACUUGAAAGCCUAUCGGUCUGCUGCAAGGCAGGAGGAUCUGAAAAGCCAUGGUCGGGGAUCUCUUGCCAACAGAUUGCUGCGUGAAGGACUUCUGACACAAGAAAUGCUGAGACAGCUGGAGAGUGAGUGGCAGAAUCAGCACAGGAAUGGUAGAUAUGGCCUUGGUUCAAAAAGAGAUGAUCAGAAUAGUUCAAAGGAAACGGGGAAAAAGAAAAAAUAGAGCCAUGUCCUAAUUCUGUUUUAGUUUUUAUUCAUAAAAUAAAAUAAUAUUUUAAUAACUUCUUUGGCAUUUCAUGUUUACAUUGCUGCAGCUCCUUGAUGUUUUUCCUUUUCCCGUGACCAGUUAUGUGAAGCACUGAGAGAAACGGACUUUUCAAAGCUCAUAGGCCAUAAAUUUGCUUUUACCAGUCAGCUGUACACUUGUUCAGUCAAUGGUGUUCAGCAUAAGUGUAUGAUCUACUGCUCUGUGAAAAUUUGAACUUGAUGUCUUCUUGCAAGAUAUCUUCACAUCAUUAAUAAACGUCGGAUAUAUCACUA
This is a messenger RNA of Calypte anna (Anna's hummingbird), 2747 nucleotides long. It is a transcript of the gene SUPV3L1, whose product is annotated as Suv3 like RNA helicase. Gene Ontology annotation, biological process: RNA catabolic process; mitochondrial RNA 3'-end processing. The transcript has 15 exons. Gene Ontology annotation, molecular function: hydrolase activity, acting on acid anhydrides; ATP binding; RNA helicase activity. Bases 10 to 2430 code for a protein of 806 amino acids. NCBI's taxonomy places the organism in Eukaryota, Metazoa, Chordata, Aves, Apodiformes, Trochilidae. The record is from RefSeq and is a predicted model, not a curated record. Gene Ontology annotation, cellular component: mitochondrial degradosome.